GUGAGGAGUUCUCAUCCAAAGGUGAACGACGUUGACAUCUGGAAAGACAAACGAAACAUUUUCAUCUCGGGGUGGCUCUCCAUAUGGAGCCUCGCAUCUUGCUCCACAGUCUCACCGCUCCGGCGUCACAGACAACCUUCACGCCACUUUCACACUCAUCGAACCCCGAACUCCACCACCGCGCCGUUCCCAUGCUGUGCCCUCACUCUGAGAUGCGACAGCCCUGCUCCAUCGCCAGGAGAAUCCCCUCAGAACGCGUUGCUCCUCGCGGAUAGAGAGUAUGCCCGACGCGGGCACGCAAGGCGCCGCAGCCUCGGUGGCGGCCGCCGCCGGUGGUGGUGGUGGUGGCGGCAGCGGCGGUGGUGCGACAGCGGCCGGCGACGGACCCGAGAGCGGCCGCCACCGACACCGAACGCAGCAGGCAGAUGCGGAGAGGCCGGAGACGGCCGCUACCCCGCCGCUAAGCUCCGGCUCCGGGGUACUGGAUAAGUUGUUUGGAAAGAAGCUGCUGCAGGCUGGGAGACACGUCAUGUCUCAUAAGUCUUGGAUGAAGACGGUGCCCACAGAGAACUGUGAUGUCCUCAUGACAUUUGCAGAUACCACAGAUGACCACACGUUGCUAUGGCUGCUAAACCACAUCCGGCUGGGAAUCCCAGAGCUCAUCAUCCAAAUCCGUCAUCAUAAGCAUACGCGCAUCUACGCGUUCUUCGUCACCGCCACCUAUGAGAACUUGUUGCGAGGCGCCGAAGAGAUCGGCCUGCGGAAGGCGGUGAAGCCCGAGUUCGGAGGGGGAACACGGAACUUCUCCUGCGAGGAGGACUACAUCUAUGAGAACAUCGAGAGCGAGCUGUGCUUCUUCACCUCGCAGGAGCGGCAGAGCAUCAUUAAAUACUGGCUGGAUAAUCUACGUGCCAAAAAUGGGGAGGUGCUUCAUAAUAUCAACUUCCUGGAAGGGCAACCAAUCAUCCCAGAGCUGAGUGCACGAGGCGUGAUCCAGCAAAUGUUUCCCCUACACGAACAGCGCGUCCUGAGUCAUCUAAUGAAGUCCUGGGUCCAGGCGGUUUGUGAGAAGCAGCCCUUAGAUGAUAUCUGUGACUACUUUGGUGUAAAGAUAGCCAUGUAUUUUGCCUGGUUGGGUUUUUACACCACUUCUAUGUUGUAUCCUGCUGUGAUCGGAUUUGUACUGUGGAUGCUCACCGAAUCUGAUCAGACGAGCCGUGACAUCUGCUGCGUGGUUUUUGCACUCUUCAACGUGGUGUGGGCCACUUUGUUUCUGGAACGUUGGAAGAGGAGAGGUGCCGAGCUCGGCUAUAAGUGGGGAACUCUGGACACGCCUGCUGAGCCCCUGGAGGAACCACGUCCACAGUUCCGGGGAGUCAAGCGCUGUAGUCCUGUCACAGGAUGUGAGGAGUUCUACUAUCCGCCGUGGCGGAGACGUGUGUUCCGGUGGCUGGUCAGCUUGCCCAUCUGUCUUCUCUGUCUCUGUUUUGUCUUCCUGGUCAUGCUCAUCUGCUUUGAGCUACAGGAGUUUGUAAUGGGGAUCAAGGAAAUGCCUCGGCUGGCUCGCUUCAUCCCUAAAAUAAUGCUCGCUAUCACUGUGACUGCAUGCGAUGAGGUGUACAGGAAAAUUGCCUGCUGGCUCAAUGACAUGGAAAACUAUCGACUCCAGAGUGCCUAUGAGAAAAAUCUCAUCAUCAAAAUGGUUCUUUUUCAGUUUGUGAAUUCAUAUCUCAGCCUUUUUUACAUUGGAUUCUACCUCAAAGACAUGGAGCGGCUCAAAGAGAUGCUGGCCACUCUGCUCAUCAUCCGUCAGUUCCUUCAAAAUGUGAAGGAGGUGCUGCAGCCUUACGUGUAUGAGCGCCACAAGCUGGGCGAGCUCACUUUGCGAGCUCUGUGGGACCUGCUGCUCUCCUUGCUGCUAAAAUACGCCAGGCUGGCGGCCGGGAAAGCGCAGGCCUCGCCCGCUGACCCGGCCAUGCCAGGGCCCGGUCUGCGGGGCACGAGGCCUGGCGUGGGGCAUACAGACAAAAGGGAAAAGAAGUGUUUAAAUGGAGGGUGCGGCGUGCCUGAUGAGGAGGAGAGUGGCAAGAGAGACGAGGCUGACAGCGGGAGGUUCAGCGAAGGAGAAACCGACGAGGAAAAUCUGAUCGACUGCGGUUUGAAACUGAGGAAAGUCACCUUUAUAGAAAAGAUGGAGAGGAGGCAAGCAUGUGGCGACCAUCUCGUGGACAGCAGUUUUAUGGAAGAGGGGAGUCCGAUGAUAGUGGAAAAAGGAAUGGAGCCCAACUCUGUCUUUUCAGUGUGCGAUGAGGAUGUUGAUAAUGGCAUCCACGACGUGAAGGAGACAGGCGGAGGUGUGGCGUGCGCAGCUGAAGGAAUCAGCUACGUCGCUGCCGCCAGCGGCGCACUGCCUGCCGUCAGGGGUGAGCGCAGCGCAUCCUUGCGAAAUCGGAGAAGAGGCCGGAGCACCGAGCGGGGCCAGCACAGAACUAAGAGGGAGUCGUGGAUUGACCCUCCGGAAGUGAAAGAGAGCACUACGCUCACUCAGGCGGAGAUGGAGAGCUGCAUGCAGACUUAUGAGGACACCUUCCAGGACUACCAGGAGAUGUUUGUCCAGUUUGGCUACGUGGUGCUGUUCUCCUCGGCCUUCCCUCUGGCCGCCAUGUGCGCACUCAUCAACAACAUCAUCGAGAUCCGCAGUGACGCCUUCAAGCUUUGCACGGGUCUGCAGAGGCCCUUUGGUCUCCGGGUGGAGAGCAUUGGCCAGUGGCAGUCUGCAAUGGAAGCCGUGGGUGUGAUCGCCAUCAUUGUGAACUGCUAUCUGAUUGGUCAGUGUGGUCAGCUGCAGCGCCUCUUCCCCUGGCUAAGCCCCGAGAUGGCCAUCAUCUCAAUUGUCAUCCUUGAGCACUUCGCCAUCCUCUUGAAGUACGUCAUCCAUGUGGCCAUUCCCGACAUUCCGGCAUGGGUCAGAGAGGAGAUGGCUAAACUGGAUUAUCAGCGCAGGGAGGCCUUUAAGAAGCACGAGCGUCAGGCCCAGCAGCACUACCAGCAGCUGCAGAGGAAGAAGAGGGAGGAGGAGGAGCGGCAGAGGCAAGCGGAGCACAUGGCCCGUAGAGAAAGGGACCGGGAUGACGGCAAGGGCGACGCCUCCGCCGAGCACCACCACGACAAAAGCCACGGCGGAAAAUCGCGCUCUGGCGGCGGCGGGGGCGGGGGCGGCUCGGACAAGCCCAAGAGGCCCAGUUCACUGCUGGCCAACAACAACGUCAUGAAGCUGAAGCAGAUCAUUCCGCUGCAGAGCAAGUUCUCCUCAGGUGGAGCCCGCUCCCCUCAGUCGCCCACGGAAGCCAAGCUUCCGGGCUUCCUCAGCUUCAAGUUCCUCAAAUCACCCGAGAAUAAAAAGGAGUCCGCGGCGGCCGCCGCCAACGGGAAUACGGCAUCGUCUUCUUCUUCUUCUUCAUCAGGUAGCAGCUCACAGGAGCGUUCUCAGUCACCCAGCAAAGCCUUCAACCCCGGCAAAUUGUUUAAUUUCGGAAAAUCCGAAGCGGGGGCGUGCGCGAACGGGGCGGCCCUGCCCAGACCUGGGGAGGGAUCGUCAUCGUCACAGACGUCAGAGAGACCGGCUUCCAGGUCCGACUUGAACGGCGUCCCGGAUGAGAUCCCCUCACCGGGAGGAGAUGGCUUUGAGAACGGACACUCGAGUGAUCUGGACGCUUCCGGCCCAAAAGUCUAGUCGCGCCUUCGGUUUCACCUGAACUGAAGAACUGACGUGAGAGUUGUGGCAACAGCAGGCCGCGCUCUGUUGGACUACUUGAAGUUGAAAUUCAUUCCUGUUGUUUUUGGUUGUCCUGAACAACAAGAUACGCGUCACAACGUACACACAGGACACACAUACACACACACACACAAUCAUGUCUGCAAUACAUAAAGAAAUGCAUGAGCUGCAUUUCUUUGAUUUUUAAGCCUUCAAAGCAAAAAGCUGUGAUUCAUAAUUUCCUCUGUGGCCCAAUGUGAGCAACUUCCAAAAACUAGGAAGGGGAAAAAAAAGAGUGUUUCUCAGUCAUCUAAAAUCAAUACUAUUGUUUUUAAUAGAAAUAAUUGGCCCUUCUUUUUUUAUGUGGGGGGGGGGGGCGAAAAGCAAUAUUAAUCAAUCUCUUAAUUUUGUGUAAUGCUGCAGUUUUUCUUGUGACACCCCCCCCUCCCUCUUGAUGAAUCACCAGCUUUAUUUUCAAAGCUGAGGUGACGUCUAAGCUUUGUACACAUCUUCCCAUCUGUGGCAAGAUGGGAAUGAUUUGAAACUACAGUCAACAGAUUAGACAGUCCUGCUGUCGUUGUUUCUCAGAGAGUCAAAGAGGCGCGCAAAAAAAAAAAGGUCAUGAAAAGAAGAAACUUUGAGCAAAAGGUAGACGCAACGCAAGUCCUGCUGCUGGACCGUAGCCCACCCCUCACAGGACAGAUGGUUCUCCAUUUCAUGCUGUCGAAACACGCUUGGCGAGUGAGCGGCAAUCAAAAGCGACGCCGCAUUCGCCGCAGGAGAGCGCAGCCUGCCUCACAUUAUUAUGCAAACGGGACUGGAUAGUUUUCCUCUUUUCACUGUACACGCUAUACAAGCAGAAAGACCCAAAAAAUGGAUUUAUUUUUGCAAGGUGCUCUUAUUUCUGAAGAGCUCCAUGACAGGAUUGCUUUAUUAGUACUAUUCAUUUUAGUUUUGACCAAAAUGGAUGCUUUGUUCCACCCCCCAGUUUCUGCACUUUAGCCAACAGAUGUGCUAAACGGAUCUUUUACAGACAGAGCGGUUGUUUCCCAACCUUUUCUUUUGCAUCACAGCAAUCUCACAGUACACCAAUCAACAUGUAUGCCACAAAACGUUAAUAACACACUGAAAUAACGAUCUGAUUUGAUCUGAAUUUACUCACAGAUGGACUACUGGCCUGUGCAGUAAAUAUUACUCUGUUGUAUGGCAGAAAGGUGGCAUGGUGGAUCAGCUGGUAAAGUGUUGGCCUCACAGUUGUGAGGAGCUGGGUUCGAUCCCGGCCCUGCCUGUGUGGAAUUUGCAUGUUCUCCCCAUGCCUGCCUCCGGUUUCCUCCCACAUCCCCAAAACAUGCAACAUAAAUUGGACACUCUAAAUUGCCCCUAGGUGUGAUUGUGAGUGCGACUGUUGGUGUCGAUGUGCCCUGCGAUUGGCUGUCGACCGGUUCAGGGUGUACUCCGCCUCCUGCCCGUUGACAGUUGAAAUAGGCUCCGCCACUCCCCGCGACUCUCAUGAGGAUAAGCGGCAAAAGAAGAUGGAUUAAUGGAUGGAUGGCAACAAGCGGAUCCACAGGUUUGCAGACACGCCAUCCAGUGGAAGAUCAUUUUAUUUUUCUGGCUUCCACUGCCAAUCAUAGAUAAAUCUAGAUCCAUAAUGUGAAAUUGCAUAUCUCACGGCACACUUGACCAGCUCACAGGGCAGAAGAAUGCGCAGCAGCUGCGGCUGGGAUUCGGUGGACUAGCGCAGCUUCACAGCAAAUUUCACAAUCUAGUUUGAGAGACAUGAUCUAUGCAUUUCCACAACACUGUCACUGAUGAGGAUUUUGGCAAUAACAGACGACACUGACCUGUAAGAAUCACUCUGUCCACUUGUCACAUGGCUGUUUGCGUUGUGCGUCAUGUUGCCAAUGUCAUUAUCUGUAUCCGUAGAGGUGAGUGCGCCUCUCCUUAUCCAGCGCUAACCUCAUUUGAUUCAUUUUAACGCCAAUUAACUCUCUUCUGCAUUAACAUGGACGUGAUCGGUCCAUCAACUUUAUCGCCUCUGCAUUAAUGACAACUUUGUAAAAAAGACAUCACAUGCAAUAAGGGAAUAGACUAGAUGAUAAAGUUAUGGAUUGUUUUCAAAUAUUUGGAGGUGGGAGAAAUACAUUAAGUGCUUGGGUAUGAUUUUCCAGAGGAGCAAAGGAAAAAAAUCAAUAAUGUGUAGCUGGGCUUAAGCUCAAAAACUCAAAAUUUUCCAUCAACGAAUGCCUCCACGACUCAAAUGGUCCACUUGAACGAUUAAAAGAAGGCGCAAGGACUCGUGGAACAAGAUUUUGACUCACUAGAUACUUUUCAGGGAAACCACAAGUUCAGACUCCAGAUAUUGAUCACGUUGACCACUUGUGGAUUCAAACUAGCCUUUUUGUUUUGUUUUUGCUGCAGCAACAUCAACGCAUCAUAAUACUGUUUAUAUAUCGACUUUGUUUGAAAAUAAACGUAGAAAUAUGCCAGAGGGUCUGUUUCCUGCUUCACAAAUGCACCCACCUGUUGGGGGAGCAGAUUAAAAAAAUAAUUUUUGGGAGCAUUCCGGAGCUGAAGAAUUUUGAGGUUUCCCUGUAAUUGUUGGACGUGAACAUUUGCUUGUCUGCAACACCACAAAUAUCACAAUCAUCAUCCAUUAAUGCCUCAUUUACAGAUCACCAUCAGGCUCUUCCAAUGUAACACCGAACAAAAACUCUUGAAGACUAACCGGGA
Molecule: messenger RNA, 6487 nt
Organism: Syngnathoides biaculeatus (alligator pipefish)
Lineage: Eukaryota; Metazoa; Chordata; Actinopteri; Syngnathiformes; Syngnathidae
Gene: ano8b
Product: anoctamin 8b
Exons: 20
Coding region: 281-3733 (1150 amino acids)
Biological process (GO): chloride transmembrane transport
Cellular component (GO): plasma membrane
Molecular function (GO): chloride channel activity
Source: RefSeq, a predicted model, not a curated record